AUGUAUGCUAAGGUCGGAAGCGAACGCUUGCGAUUCCUUCGAUUCAACCCGGCAAAACUACAAUCGGAAGAAUAUAUUCACUUACGAGAUGCUGUUGCUGGAAACAUCGAUGGAAAUUUAAAUCCCAAUGACAUCGGUAAUGCUUUCAUUUUACCUUCAAGCUACAUCGGCAGUUCACGGAACAUGCAGGAAUACAUACAAGAUGCGAUGACUUACGUACGUCAUUACGGCCGACAGGAUUUAUUUAUUACAUUCACAUGUAAUCCGAAUUGGGAAGAGAUACAAACUUUACUAUUGCCAGGACAACAAGCCAUUCAUCGUCAUGAUUUAACUGCACGCAGUGAUUUGGCCAUAUUUGAAGUACAAAACAUUAAUAAAAAUGACGAAAUAACACGAUACCAAAUGGGCAGAUACAUUAGCAGCAAUGAAGCUAUUUGGCAUAUUCUCAGCUUUCCCAUCCACGAAAGAGAUCCUGCUGUCCAACAUCUGGCAAUACAUCUUGAAAACGGUCAACGUGUAUACUUCACUGAAGAAAAUGUUCUCCAAAGAGCGUUCGAAGCUCCGAAAACGACUAUAACUGAAUUUUUUACAUUAUGUCAAAAACCUGAUGUUUUUGGCCAAUUCGCGAAGACAUUGGUGUAUGGUGAUGUUCCACGUUAUUUCACAAGGAACAAAUCCAGUAAAAAAUGGGAGCCACGGAAACAAGGAAAACGACAUCCUUCCAUUACAGGCAUAUUCAAAGCUAAGACAUUGGGGAGACUUUACACGGUACAUCCAAAGCAACUUAAUGGUCGAGUAUUCAAUACAUACCAGGAUGCAUUUCGUGAACUGCAAUUGCUAGAAGACGAUAACCAUUGGGACUUAACGCUUGCUGAUGCUGCGUUGACAUCAACACCGAAUAACAUUCGUCAGUUGUUUGCAAUUAUUUUGACGACAUGUUAUCCCUCACAAGCACAAACUUUGUGGGAAAAAUAUAAAAAUUGUAUGACAGAAGACAUCUUGCACCGAAUUAGACAAACAAAUCAAUGCCAAAACAUAGAUUAUACACCAGAGAUGUACAAUGAAGCAUUGGUCUUGAUCGAGGAUUUAUGUGUUCUUAUUUCAAAUUUACCACUUAAUCAUUAUGGUAUGCCAUCACCUAAUCGUCCGGCCACCGACUUAGUCAAUACCGAUUUACAACGAGAAAAUCAAUAUGACCAUGGAAGUUUAGCAACAAUUAUCAUGAACAGUGAACCAUUACUGACAGCAGAACAAAAAAUUAUUUAUGAUCGGAUUAUGCUGGCUGUUGCUGCUGAACAAGGCGGUUUUUUUUUCUUGGAUGCACACGGUGGAACCGGUAAGACAUUUUUAAUAUCGUUGAUUUUUGCCAAAAUACGGUCGGAACAAAAAAUCGCAUUAGCAGUAGCAUCGUCAGGCAUUGCGGCUACUUUACUGGAUAGUGGGCGAACAGCACAUUCAACAUUCAAGCUGCCAUUGGACGUUCAUAAUAAACCAGAUGCAAUGUAUAACAUCAAAAAGAAUAGUGGAAUAGCUGCAGUGUUGCGGAAGAGUUCUAUAAUAAUUUGGGAUGAGUGCGCAAUGGCACACAAAUAUUCACUUGAAGCAUUAAACAGAACUAUGCAAGAUUUAAACAGCAAUAAUAAACUUUUCGGUGGUGCUAUCUUACUUUUGUCUGGUGACUUCCGGCAGACCUUACCGGUUAUACCUCGCUCUACUUUCGCGGAUGAGAUUAGUGCAUGUUUGAAACAAUUAUUCUUAUGGCGAAGUGUUGAAACACUUCGAUUGACCAUAAAUAUGCGAGUACAAUUGCAAAAUGAUCCAUCAGCACAAAUAUUUUCCGAACAACUACUAGAUAUUGGGAAUGGUAAAAUAGAACUGCAACCAAAUACGCAAUGCAUUAAACUACCAGACAAUUUUUGCACUGUUGUUCAGGAUAAAAAUGAAUUGAUUCAGAGUAUUUUUUCGGAUGUACAGAAUAAUUAUUUGAAUCAUGAAUGGCUUAGUCAACGGGCGAUUUUGGCAUCCAAAAACGUUGAUGUUGACGAAAUUAACUUCCAGAUACAACAGUUGUUACCAGGCGAUCUGAUGUCUUUUAAAUCAAUCGAUACUGUUGUUGAUGAAAAUGAAAGUGUAAAUUUUCCGAUUGAAUUUUUAAAUUCAUUAGAUAUCCCUGGAAUGCCACCACAUAAUCUUCGAUUAAAGAUUGGUUCCCCUAUUAUUCUCCUCCGUAAUUUGACUCCACCUCAAUUAUGUAACGGUACGCGUUUGGUCAUCAAAAAGAUCACCGGAAACAUUCUUGAAGCAACCAUUUUGGCUGGGAAGUUUAAAGGAAAAGUGGUCCUGCUGCCACGUAUUCCGAUGAUACCAUCAGAUUCUACCAUACCCUUCAAAAGGCUACAGUUUCCAAUUUGUUUAGCUUUCGCCAUGUCUAUAAAUAAAUCUCAAGGUCAAACAAUGUCCAUUUGUGGUUUAGAUUUGGAAAAUCCAUGUUUUUCUCAUGGGCAACUAUAUGUUGCGUGUUCACGUGUUGGGAAACCGUCGAAUCUAUUUGUGUUAGCUAAAGACAGAAAUCUUCGUCUCGCUAAAUUGAUUCCCUACGUCGACUACAACGGAGUACUCAGAGUCAGCGGUCGCUUGAAAAAUUCGCUGCUGGAUGAGGAACAGAAAAAUCCAGCCAUUUUACCAAGGUCAUCACAUUUAAGUACGCUAUUGAUAGAUCGUUCGCAUCAGAGAACAUUCCACGGGGGAACUCAAUUGACUUUCGCUGAUCUACGCAGAUCCGUCUGGAUAGAAGGCGGUCGAGUUCCAGUUAGAUCACAUAUUUUUCGUUGCGUCGUGUUUACGAGACAUAAAGGUCUUCGUACACAACAAUUAAUGGGACGAUUGCCAUCUGCCCGUGUAAGACCAUCUAAAACAUUCCUACACACUGGAAUAGAUUACGCUGGGCCAGUAGUACUCAAGACUUUUCAAGGUCGAAGUGCCAAAAUUUAUAAUGGAUAG
Messenger RNA from Microplitis demolitor, 3000 nucleotides. RefSeq lists its product as uncharacterized. The transcript is spliced from 4 exons. The record is from RefSeq and is a predicted model, not a curated record. Gene Ontology annotation, biological process: DNA repair; telomere maintenance. Gene Ontology annotation, molecular function: DNA helicase activity. NCBI's taxonomy places the organism in Eukaryota, Metazoa, Arthropoda, Insecta, Hymenoptera, Braconidae. Bases 1 to 3000 code for a protein of 999 amino acids.